AUGGCGACAUACCGCAGAAAACGACAAAACAGUCUUGGGCCUGACGAUGAAGCAAUCGUCCAGAAAAAAAGCAGAGUCGGCGACGCCUACCGCGAUGAAAUGGCUGAAGAUACUCACAUGCCGAGUUUCAUUCUCCGGGAAGGCGCCAGCGACAAUUUUUCCGGUUCCAUUCUCAGCGAGGAUUUCACCAAUCAAGCCAGCACUUUCUGCACGUCUCCAAACGACCCAAACGUCACCAUCUUUCCGCAUCAAACCCGCAGGAGGAUUCGCCUUCCUAGGGUUGGUGAUACCCGAAGCAGCGUAUUUGAUAUGGAAGAAUUGGAUGAGGAAGAGGAGCGUGAAUUCGGAGAACAUCGCCCCCCAAAGAACGAGUCCUGGAAGACCAGGUUCUCCUCUAUCCUUCGUCGGAGCCCGAGAAUUCGCGUUCCUAAGGCUGGUGAUACCCGAGGCAGCGUAUUUGACAUGGAGCAAAUUGAAGAGGAAGAGGAGCGUGAAUUCGGACCAUACCGCGAGCCAACCGCCGGAUCGUCUAGCAAUGCCCCGUCUUCUGGCCAAUCUCAGCAGGCCAGAGCUGGAGCCUUUCAAAGGGCUCGAGACCCUUCGCCAAUUCUCAACCCUCGCGUCGUGGAAGGUGACGACAAGCGCUCGAAAGACGAGUUGCAGAGAGCCGUUUCCUUGGAAGAAGACGGCAUCGCGAGCCACGAAACGAUUUCGUCCUCAAAAGCGGCCUUCGAGACCAAAUUUCUUGGCCAGCUCGCUGAACGGCUGGAUAUCACCAAUGUCGUUGCGUUGAGCCCGCAAGUUAUUGAAUUCGCCGGCGAGAACAUCUUGCUGAGCAUCAGGAACUUGGGAGGCCCCGUCAGAAUCAAGAUUGAGAACGGCCAAGAGAAGGCUGAACCCCCUCAAACUCACGAGGCUCUGGCUUGCACAAGCUCUCGCGAGUCCUCAUCCUCGGACACGGGUGAUCGUGCCACAGAAGCGGAGUCAGUCCACGAGCAUCCAGCUGGUGCAACUGACUCUGAGCUCUCCUCUCAAUCUGGCGCUCUGCAUCAAAGCCCAGCUUUCGAUGUCGGGCCUGAUUUUUCUCUGAGCGGCCAACAGGUUUCAGCCCCCAAGCAAGUAGCAGGCGAGCAGCGCACUUGGGCCAACUACGGCCAAGGUUACCGCAACUCGUCGACAUACACCGACCAGCGCCCUCGAAGCUUCAGAUAUCACAGAAAAAAGGGUGGAUACCUUGGCGGCAGCCGUGGCAGCCACAGAGGCAGCUACGGCUCUGCCCGAGAAGCUACGCACGUGGGUUUCGGAGGUAGCUAUGGAGGCGGCAAUGACGAUGACUAUAAGGUCGCUUACGGAGAUGGCUACCACACGGAGGGUCACUAUGGAGGUGGCCACCAAGGUAGCUAUCUUCGUGGUUUUGGCAGAUGGUCGCAAUAA
Messenger RNA from Colletotrichum chrysophilum, 1434 nucleotides. RefSeq lists its product as uncharacterized. Lineage: Eukaryota; Fungi; Ascomycota; Sordariomycetes; Glomerellales; Glomerellaceae. The transcript has a single exon. The record is from RefSeq and is a predicted model, not a curated record. Bases 1 to 1434 code for a protein of 477 amino acids.